Messenger RNA from Camelina sativa (false flax), 583 nucleotides. Its product is annotated as replication protein A 14 kDa subunit A. Gene Ontology annotation, molecular function: DNA binding. The record is from RefSeq and is a predicted model, not a curated record. Gene Ontology annotation, biological process: DNA repair; DNA recombination; DNA replication. Gene Ontology annotation, cellular component: nucleus. NCBI's taxonomy places the organism in Eukaryota, Viridiplantae, Streptophyta, Magnoliopsida, Brassicales, Brassicaceae.
UCUUCAGAAAAGCCUCUCAGAGAAACAGAGAUUAGGUCUAAAAUCAUUUUCGAAUUUCGACGACACGAUUCAUCUUCUCGAAUUAGAGAUAAUGGAUACUUCAAGUCCUUCAGCUUUUGUGAACGGAGCUCUGUUGAGGCGUUAUAUUGGUCAGAAGGUCAGAACUGUGAUUCAAGUGAUCGGUUCAGACACUGGUUCUGUGGUUGGGAAAUCUACUGAUGAUCUUCAGAUCGUUGUUAGGGGACCGUCUCCGACUCCUCCUCUUACUACUUACCUUGAGGUUAUUGGAAUUGCUGAGAGUGAUAACUCCAUUCGUGCUGAAACUUGGACCAACUUUGGCAACACUUUUGAUCCGCAGAAUUACAAUGAGCUAUGUAAGCUAGCGAAUGGGGAGUUCAAGCACUUGUUCAUCUAAUGUUGUUGUUGAUGAUCAUCCAAGUGAUUCCAUUAAAACCUUUUGUAGAUGCUUAUGCCUUAAUUAUGUCACACCCAAACCUUUUCUGGUUCUGAGAUUUGCUUUUUUUACUUAGUCUAUGUAACCACUUCUUUAUCUAUUACAAUUAAGCUUCAAUUGCCUUUUCUU